AUGGCGAGCAGCCCAACUACCACGUCAACGCCUCCUCGCUUCCCGGAAAAGUAUGGCCUUGUGUCAUCGGACGGUGUGAAGGUCACCGUACCGGCCAGUAUCCUUCGUCAAAGUCAGCCGCUGUGGAACAUGAUUGAGAGCAACGGGUACAACUCCGAGCCGAUACCGUUCUGCGAUCCCGUCAUAGAGGCCUCGCACAUCGUCAGACUGUUCAUUGACCUCAUGACGGGUGUCAAGAUCGCAAACAGCAUUAUCAACCCCGGUCAUCAGGCGGCCCAUUUCGUCUCCACUGGGGUGAACCAAGAAACCGCUCUCUGUCAGACCCUCCUGUUCGCGCACAAGUGGGAGUUUGAAACAGCCUCGCACCUCGUCAAGGCGAAUCUGGCGCUCAUCCUCCGUCUCUCGCCUCACAUGACUGCCAUCUCAUCAUCCCACCCCGAGAUCGGUUUUACCACGUUCCGCACAGCGGCAUGCCUUGACGACGAGCAGCUCGCGGUAAAAGCGGUGGCGGCAAUGGAAGGCCAGAAAAACAGCACCAAUUUCCAUUACCGGUUCGACUACGACAAGUCUGGUAACACCAUUCCCCAUGUGCCCAGGACGGAUGUGGGUACUUGGUCGCUGGAAGACUUCAUGGACGUACCGCACACUUAUCUCUAUGCUUUGGCUAGAGCCGGCAUGGCUGCCCACGAGAAGUACAGCCAAGCCAAACUUUACUCCCGGGACGUUGGAGAGCGGUUCCAACAUUUUCUCAAUAUCGCGAAAAGUGAGUCUGCGGGCAUCGUUAGUGCUAACCGUUAG
Molecule: messenger RNA, 798 nt
Organism: Apiotrichum porosum
Lineage: Eukaryota; Fungi; Basidiomycota; Tremellomycetes; Trichosporonales; Trichosporonaceae
Exons: 2
Coding region: 1-798 (265 amino acids)
Source: RefSeq, a predicted model, not a curated record